This is a messenger RNA of Beta vulgaris subsp. vulgaris (sugar beet), 1964 nucleotides long. Its product is annotated as GTP 3',8-cyclase, mitochondrial. Lineage: Eukaryota; Viridiplantae; Streptophyta; Magnoliopsida; Caryophyllales; Amaranthaceae. Gene Ontology annotation, biological process: Mo-molybdopterin cofactor biosynthetic process. The transcript has 8 exons. The coding region runs from base 237 to 1421 and encodes 394 amino acids. The record is from RefSeq and is a predicted model, not a curated record. Gene Ontology annotation, molecular function: 4 iron, 4 sulfur cluster binding; GTP 3',8'-cyclase activity; metal ion binding.
ACAAACACAUCUAUGAAGCAAAAUAGGCCAUGGGUCUUAUGGAGAAAUGCAUACAAUAACACUCCAAAAACGCUCACGGCGACGGUGACGGUGCCGGUGCCCAACUCAUACGCAAAUUGAAUUCCUUUAGAACCUCUGGAAUCUGGAACGUCUCAUAUGUCAUACGCAAAGCUCGAAUUGCAGAAGCUCGUUCCAGUUGAUUUAUUGGAAGACACCAUUCUGUGAUUGAAUAAAAGAUGUGGCGCUACUUGCCAAAAGUUGUGCAUGGCAAUAGGCGAGUCAAUUUAUAUCAAAAUGUGGUUGGACCGUAUCUAACUGUCCACACUGGAGCUUCUCGAAGUGUGAUUGACAGUUGUGCCCAUGGUUCCGCCUUGGGUACAUGUACAACAAGUUGCACUAGGAUGGUUGAAGAUGCCCAAAAAGGUAUUCCAGUUUCUGACAUGUUGCGUGAUUCAUUUGGAAGGCUCCACACUUACUUGAGAAUCUCCUUGUCUGAACGCUGCAACCUAAGAUGUCAGUACUGCAUGCCAGCUGAUGGGGUGGAGCUCACUCCCAGCCCUGAUCUCCUCUCCAAAGAUGAGAUUGUGCGAUUGGCAAAUCUUUUUGUCAACUGUGGAGUAAAUAAAAUACGUCUAACUGGAGGAGAGCCUACAAUCAGGAGAGAUCUUGAUGAGAUCUGCUUGCAAUUGUCUGAAAUGAAGGGGUUGAAAACAUUGGCUAUAACAACUAAUGGACUUACUUUAGCGAGGAAACUGCCGAAGCUUAAAGAAAGCGGCCUUACUGCAGUGAAUAUUAGCUUAGAUACUUUAGUGCCUGCAAAAUUUGAAUUCAUGACGCGAAGAAGAGGGCAUGAGAAAGUUAUUGAGUCAAUCAAUGCUGCUGUAGAGCUUGGCUAUGAUCCUGUUAAAGUUAAUUGUGUUGUCAUGCGUGGAUUUAAUGACGAUGAGAUAUGUGAUUUUGUUGAAUUAACGCGUGAGAAGCCUAUUAAUAUUAGAUUCAUUGAAUUCAUGCCAUUUGAUGGAAAUGUUUGGAAUGUCAAGAAGCUUGUGCCUUAUUCUGAGAUGAUGGAGACGGUGGUUAAAAAAUAUUCCGACUUGGAGAGAUUUAAGAAUGACCCAUUUGACACAGCAAAGAAUUUCCGGAUUAAGGGGCAUCGCGGUACCGUUUCUUUUAUCACAUCAAUGACAGAGCAUUUUUGUGCUAGUUGCAACCGGUUACGUAUUUUAGCAGAUGGGAACCUUAAAGUUUGCCUCUUUGGAUCCGCAGAGGUGAGCCUAAGAGACCCCAUGCGCAGUGGUGCUGAUGACAGUGAGCUCAUGGAUAUAAUUGGAAGAGCGGUGAAAACAAAGAAAGCUGCUCAUGCUGGAAUGUUUGACAUUGCAAAUACGGCAAAUAGACCGAUGAUACGUAUUGGUGGCUAGGGCUCGGUGGUGUAUCGUUUUUUCACAACCCUGAGGAUUUGGUUUCACAAAAGUGCAGUCCUGCUAAUUUAUGUGACAUGAUAUGCGAGGCUACUUCUUGAAUAUAUACUCAGCAAUGAUUAAGCAAGUUGUUGCUCCUAACCAGCAGUGAAGUAGGUUACACUUUAUGGUGACAAUUCAACCCUUUCAGCAAAUUUUGAUCUGGUUUUUCUGUAUAGGCUUGUUCAUGCGCACGGUGAAGUUACUGUUUAGUGUUUACUGACAUGUUGGUUGUUGUAUACUAUCAAAGGCAAGAGGUUUUUUUACGGUUUGCCUACAUGACAUUGUCAUACCUCGUAACCUCCUUAUGUUAUGUGAUGUAUAAUAAUGGGGAAUGCUCCUCUUCAGCCCAAGAACUGGCUAUCUAUCAAGCCAAAGGGAUGUGAGUUUGUAUAUGUAGACCGAUUAUAGUGUUAUAAGCGGAGAUAAUUUUACUUGAUAUUGUAGUAUAUGGCAAGAAUUUUAGUUUGUAUCUAUAUGGAUAUAUAUAUUAUUGAAGUGACA